Bombus terrestris (buff-tailed bumblebee) is the source of this 7776-nucleotide messenger RNA. It is a transcript of the gene 5-HT2A, whose product is annotated as 5-hydroxytryptamine receptor 2A. Bases 2204 to 4153 code for a protein of 649 amino acids. The transcript is spliced from 8 exons. Gene Ontology annotation, molecular function: serotonin binding; neurotransmitter receptor activity; G protein-coupled serotonin receptor activity. NCBI's taxonomy places the organism in Eukaryota, Metazoa, Arthropoda, Insecta, Hymenoptera, Apidae. The record is from RefSeq and is a predicted model, not a curated record. Gene Ontology annotation, cellular component: dendrite; membrane. Gene Ontology annotation, biological process: serotonin receptor signaling pathway; chemical synaptic transmission; G protein-coupled receptor signaling pathway, coupled to cyclic nucleotide second messenger.
GCGCCUUCAGUAUGAUCCACGCGGCCAAACCUCGAGGAUGCGUGUCUGAAAGAAUAUACAUAUUUUGACAGUAACCCUAUCAAAAAUAUUACAAUCGAUAUAAAUUAAUUCUCAUCGACUCUGUGACUGUAGGAAUGCGCCAAGUAACUAUUGUUCCGCGUUCGUUUAAUUUAUACGUAAUUACGUUUUUCAAAGUGAACUGAUUUAUGCCGAUCGUCGAUUCAAAAUCACAAAAAAUUCUUCCAAGAUUUUUGAAACGUGUAUCAUUUAAGGAAAUUUGUACGACUGUGUGAAAAAUUUGAAUCAAUUUGUAAUUUCGGGGUUUAAGUCGCGAAAGUUUAAUGACGAAUCUCCGCGUUCCCAUCUCCCAUUUCCUUUCGAAAAUAUUCGUGUUUCGAGAAACGAUCCUUAUUUCUCAGAAAUGGGAACUCUAGGAAACUGAUCUCGGCUUUUGAAAUAGUUUUAGAAGCUACGAGAUCGCGAUUUGUUUGAUCCUUUAUGCCGUUCUAAAUCUUAAUCUACGAGUAGUUUCUCUUAUAAGGUUAUACACGAGAGCACGAGUAACCAGCGAGUAGUAAUCGAGAAAUAUCGUUAUCGGAGACGAAGAGGAAUCGUUUUCGAAAUUAUCUGCAUACCGGCGAGAACCAGUUCCAAGCAAAACGGGAUAGGAUUUCAGAUUCUCACUGAUCGUUCUAGAUUCUAGAUUACUUGUAAACACAGCGUGGCCACAGAAUCCGCGUGACUCGCACGAGAGGAAAAGAAACGCGUAAUUUGAAUCCAUUAAAAAGAUCUAAAGAUGGAAGGUACUGCGACGACAUCUCGCGGGACAACUUCACGCGCGAAUAGGCAAUAACGAACUACACGCGUUAAAACCGAUACUUUAGUCAAGUAAUUCGAACUGUUAAUGAAUAAAUAGUUUCUAUGAAUAGGUAUAUGUUACAUCCGCGAUUUCGAUUGUUUUUGUAGAAAACUUCGAAGUUCUAGAAGUCGACAUGUUGGAGUUAAACUUGCAACGAUCGGUCGCCACUUGAACACUCACGAUAACCCACUUGAUUCUUAAUGAAACCAUUCAACGAUUCCACUCACAGAUUCAUAUCCUGGUCGAGGAUUCGACCACGCUUUUCUCUAUGAUAAAACGAGAACGGUUCGACUGUCGAUUUUAUUAGUUGGACCUUUACCAAUUUGAAAUUUAAGACGACAUCUUACCACCUCCAAUUCCGAACGCUAACUGCCUGAUGUUGGACACGAGGCGUAAUUGUCGCACAAAUCGUUUCAAUAUAUCGAUUAUCGGGUAUCGUUCGAUUCGGUUAAAGAAUCUCGCGGUGAUUUCCCAGUGCUGUGAAUACCAUGAGUAACAUUGACGUUCGAAUCUUCGUUGGUACAGUGAAAACAUCGAAGAAAAUCACGAUAUCGUGAACGAAGAAUUGUGCCAUGACGAAAGAGAACACGUGCAAGAAGAAAACUGAAGAACUGGAGACGAGAAUUGUAAAGAACUUGCCAAAAAAUAUUCGGCUGGGGUUCACGGGGAAAGCGAGUUGUUGGACACGCGAUCGAGCAUCAGCUAAUAAUGCCGUGAACAAUAAAUCGAUUCCUCCUGGGAGAGCUUGAAACUGUCAUCAUUUGUUCUAGGUAGAGAAGACGAAGGAGCAGGUCAAAUAAAACCUAAAGCACGAUCCCUGAACUCCAAAGUAGCGCAACGGGUCGUAAAGCGAGAUCUGAAGAAUCCAUAAACUGACUGAGCUACGAAAAUCGCCCUCCCGAUAGCGCCGCUCUGCCGACGCCGCUGCCCCCGAAUAAACGUCCACCACCGUCGUGAUCGCGUCUCCCCUUCGUGUUUCCUAGUCCUAAUUCGAUUCGCAAGCAACGCCAAGGACGGCCGCCUUUUCCGAAACGUGUCACGCUAACCUUCGCCAAUUUUCAUGUACACGUAACACGCGUAUAGUAUAGGCGCAGUAAAAUUCUGGCUCAGUUUUAUCUCGUCUCGCAACCGUUCGAAGUGCUGGUGAACGGCGAACCGUGAUUUGAAAGAGUAAUUAUGCGGAAUAGAAGACAAAACGGAGAAUCGCGAGUGAAGAGAAUCGCGAGGCGUUGCUCGUUCGUGGACAAAGUGCCCUAGUUCAAUGAUGAUUCGGUGUCUGUGAGACGUGAUCUGUCGUUUGUCAAAGAACAGGUCGAUGACGUUAGUACAUGACGUACAUGACGAAUGUACACUGAUCAACGAGAUAACCCUCUGUUGAUAAAAUUUGCCGACGACAUGGAGGGAAACCUGACAAGCUCCUGGGCGAGCAACUUAACUGCGAUGCUGUACCAGCUGCCUUGUAACGAUAGCUUCCUUGGAUGCUUCGAGGAGUGUAUGGUUGGCUCAUCAGAAUUCGAUCAUAUGUGCACUGUGGAAAAGGAAACCUUCGCGUCAUCGAUGACACUGUUCUGUAAGCCCUGCGAUUACUCCAACUGCGAUGUGAACGUGUCGUUGGUUCUCAACGGCUUGGAAAACAUCGAGGGUGUCUUUUUGUCCAGGUUACCGAAAUUCAGAGACUGCAAUGAGACGAAUUUCGAUGAUCAGAUUUUGGAAUGCACGCCGGUGGAGAAUGUAACGACAGACAACCUGACGAUCUCUUGUUCGUACAGAACAAAAUUAAGUUCGACGACGAGGGGCCGCCGUUUCGACUGGGGCUUUCUCUUCGUUGCAGUAUUCAUCGUGGCAGGUGGCUUGGGGAACAUAUUGGUCUGCCUGGCUGUGGGACUCGACAGAAGACUGCACAAUGUCACCAAUUACUUCCUUUUGUCUCUCGCCGUGGCCGAUUUACUCGUUAGCCUGUUCGUAAUGCCCUUAGGCGCGAUCCCGGGAUUCUUGGGAUACUGGCCAUUCGGAAUACUCUGGUGUAACGUUUAUGUGACGUGCGACGUGCUAGCCUGUUCCGCGAGCAUAAUGCACAUGUGCUUCAUCUCGCUGGGCCGAUAUCUGGGCAUCCGAAACCCGUUGAGGACACGGCACACGUCCACCAAGCGGAUGGUCAGCUUCAAGAUCGCGGCCGUGUGGUUGCUCGCCAUGUUGGUCUCUAGUUCCAUCACAGUUUUGGGUAUAAUAAAUCCCUUGAAUAUCAUGCCUCGACCAGGGACGUGCGUGAUUAACAACAGAGCGUUCUUCGUGUUCGGUUCUCUGAUCGCCUUUUACAUUCCCAUGAUCGUUAUGGUAGCCACGUAUAUACUGACGGUGCAGCUGCUCAGACAGAAGGCUCGUUUCGUUGCGGAACAUCCUGAACGGGAUCAAUUUCGAAGGCUGGGAGGCAGAUAUUUUUCGACGAAGGCUUCCUCGACUACUUCAACUACGGAAACCAGCACAUCGUCGUCGUCGGCGCGAUACAUGUGGAGAACUUCCGGCGGUGUCGGAAGCGAAAGGGGCAAGGGCGCGAGGUCGAGCAAAUCCCAACCGCAGCUGAAUUUCACCGUGAACGGCGCCAACAACCAGACCGGAAGUACGGCCGGCACGGAACUGAGGUCGAAAGUGGAUCAGGCUACACAAACGCCGGAGAACAUAGCCCGCGAAACAAGGAACUUCACUCUGAGGGCCCUCAAGUUGCAGUUGAACGUCACUCCCAACGCCCUAAAUCUCAGGUUCCUCGCGGGACGAACGAAGAGAAGAUCGUUAGCUGCGAACGCCGUGGCAACGGAACAAAAAGCCAGCAAAGUGUUGGGUCUGGUUUUCUUCACGUUCGUGCUGUGCUGGGCGCCAUUCUUCAUUUUGAAUAUUUUCUUCGCGGCCUGCCCCGAAUGCUCGGUGCCGGUACACGUGGUCGACACGUGUCUGUGGCUCGGUUACGUGUCCUCCACCAUCAAUCCGGUGAUCUACACGAUAUUCAAUAGAACGUUCAGGGCUGCGUUCAUCAGAUUGCUGAAGUGCAAGUGUUCCAGGUCAGCAAGGUCGGCGAGAUAUCGUUCAGUGACGGAAGGUGGACGCAACGCGAUGAGCCUGUGCACCCCGACCGCGCUUCCAUUGGUCAUUAGUCUUCAGGGUACGCCGUUGUUGACGCCGACACCGAAUCCGACGGCCACACCGGCCUCAGGAAGCUCCUACGUGACGAUGAUGCAUCGCACGCCAACGUCCCUUUACCGUGACAGUUUCCAUCAGCAUGAACACGAUCAGAAUUGUUGAGGAGAGCCAAGUGUUGUAAGAAAUGCGAUCGAUGCCACGUGGAACACUCGAACGCCUAUGAUUCUUUUAUCGAGGGAUUUCUUCUUGAUCCGUGCUUUAUAGAAGAAUUUCGUCGGGAUUUGAUGGAAAAUUUUUGACGCGAUCCUGUUUGUCGGAUAAAUUUCUCCGGUAAAACAGUCGUCAACUUGAAACAAUUUUCUAAUUCGAUACCUUCAGAAGGUACGACAGAGUAUCGUAGAAAGAAUAGCAAAAUGUUUUGCCUUUAAACGAGCAAACUCGGAGCAGGCAAUAACGAGAUGAAAUUAAAGGAUAAUACAAGAAAGAAAUGCGAAAGAUUCCCGUCAACUUAAAUAGCGGUAUUCGUUUUGUUUGUUUGAUCGUGAUACAAGCGUUUGAGUGUUUUAUUGUAGUCUCGAAUAAAAGCGUAGUCUCGAAGUGAAGGAAACGUUUAAAUUGACGUCGACAUGGAAUGCUCGACGUUGACGUUGAUAGCUGCACAAUUUUCCCUCGUGUCUUUUCAUGCUCAAUCGUGGUAAAACAGGCUAGCAGAGAAUCGGGUAAUCUUCAAGUACGAAGAAUACAUAUACGUAAAUGUUAUAAAACAUUUUAUUAUUAUUUUCUCCGAACGAUGCGAACAGAUUGGGCCGGGUGUUUCGUCAAGCCAAAAAUUAUAGUUAAGUCGAUACGUGUGUUGUAGCGAAGUAUGGUUCUUUUAACGAAUUACGAGUAAAACUGCAUGGAAUAAAGAAGAAUAGCGGCGUAUCGAUUCCAUUGUAAUGGUAAUGAUCGUAUGAAUACUUUAUUCACUGAUCCUGCGCUAUUUUCUCUUCAAUACACGCCGGCUAAAAUACAGUAUCGUCUGUGAUACCGAUGGAAGGCUUCUUUACUCUGCUGUGCACGUAGAGACUUGUUCGUAGAAAUGUUAUUUAAUUAACGAAAUAAUAGCCACAGAUGUAACACGAUUAAAAAUAGCGUCCUCUUCGUCUGAAAAUCUCGUCGAUUUAAAAUUCACCGUCUGCGAAAUCUACCACUUAGUGAAACUUAAAACAACUUUCACGGAAGGGUCAAUGAAAUUUCCGUAGUUCUCAGCCAGGAAAGAAGUAACAGUAUGAAACAGAGAUGCAAAAAGUCAUUCCUAUUUUACUUUCAUUUGUACUAACUUUUAUUUGACAAAUAAAAAGUAUCCAUUACAAAUAAUUGUAAACUGUAUAUCUUAUAUAAUACACACAUCGUGAUACGAGCGAAUCUUUCUCACUUUUUCAUAUUUUCAUCUUAAUUGUGUACACGCAUCACUCUCUCCCUCUCUGUCUCAACUUUGUUCAAGCCUUCAAUGAUCACAAUUACAAACUUUCUUCCACCGUGUCUUCCCUUGGCAUUCGCACACACAGGCACGCACGCUAAAACACACCAAUUUCUCUCCCUCUCAUGCAUUUCGUGUGUGUAUAUGUAUUUUUAUGUAUGUCUCUGUUUUGUUGCCUGUUUCUCGUGUAAUCCUUAUUACGUAAGUCGGUCUCGGGGCAAUGAGAAAAUAUCCUGCCUCCCUUCCAAAACUGCCGUCGACUCAUUCGUCGAAGUUCGAAACACGUUAACGAUAAGAAUGGAAACUGCCGCGUCACGUGGCAGAAACUGCGAAUGUUUCAAAGCAAAAUGCACGAAAUACUUCCUUGAGAUUCCAAGAAAACCGCAAUUCAACCCCUAAAGCGGUAAAUAUCGAUAGCUCGGUUAUACGAGAGAAAAAUGGAUUGAAUAUAAAUCGGAAUCAACGGCAACAAAUUCGCUGUUGGCAAACGGAAGAGAAGCCUGUAACUAGAACAUUUCUCAUUUUCCCCGACAACCAUGAAAAAGACGGUACAAUCGUGAGUCGAACGAAAAUGCACGCGCUUCUCUGUUCGAGAUCACGCGGACGUGAAAGAUUUCCUUUUCGUGUUUUCUUUCUUAUUUUCUUUUUCAUCUUUCGGAUAAACACGACGUUGUGGGAGUGAACCGUCAGAAAGGGGGCGUGGGGGUAUCGGUAUUUCUUCUUAGACGUAAGAGAAAAGGGCGGCUCCGUGGCGACCGGGGUCGGUCGUUUGAUCGAGAUGCGUUAAAAAAAAUGCCCUUCGUAGCAUCAUCAAAACCCUUUCUCGGGGGCGGUGAUUCCGCUUAUUUCUUCUAUUUCACUUUCGUCACGUGGCUAAGUAUACUAUCAGGGAAUGAAGGAGAGAGAGGGUAAAGGUGCUGAGAGUGUCUCUUCGAGGAAGGGAAAGAGGACGAGUUAGUUCCAGCUUGAGGGCGGCUUUUCGACUUCCUGUUCUUCUCUUUUUUUUUUUUUUAUCUCUUCCUUUUCAUUUGCAAUAAAUCUGUCUUUAAAAUUCACAUGCUUGUUCAAGUUGCAACCCCUAAAAGAGAACAUCCGUGUGUCCCGUCGCUGAUACAACGUAUAAAAGUCUCAGAGGAAACAAGAUGAAAUCGUAGGGCUCGAAGAAGUGUAAAAAGGGACGACGACAUUGGGAUUCGUGGUAAUUUACAAGGAAAUUUCGUUCCUUUGUUUUCUAUAAGACUGUGCAUCGGACGCGCUAUACGGAGAGAUCAUCAUGGUGUUCCCUUUUGGAAGUACGAACCUGACAUUCGAUGUCUAUCAAACCUUUUCAUUUAAACACUGGAUCCACAUACACAUAAUAAAGCUUCUGCCUCGCUCCGUUUGCUCUUCGUCUUUUCACCGACGAUCGUAAGAUACAAAGCGAUCUUAUACGUCGCCAAGAGUGACGUAUAUGUGAUAUAAUAUACAUAUUAUAAUGUAUUCGCCAUUCUUAUAGUUUAACGUUCUCCAAGUUGCCUCUUGUUUCCGUUUAAACGCGUUAUCUAUUACUUUCUAAGACGCAGCAUCGUCGGACUUCGUUGCAAGUUUUCUUUUGAUUCAACAUCUCGUAUUAUAUAGCGAUAUUUCCCAAUGGAGUUGCAUCUCUAAUAGUUUAGCUUAUCACUCUCUAUUAUUAGAAUUCUUACACGCUUAACAGUUAUUAUACCGCAGGGAAAAGAUCACGAACAUUCGUUACGCGCUCGAUCUGUGAAAUUGAUGCAAAAUUACUCUGCUUAAUCUUACGAUUUUACGAUCUUACGAUAGUUAAUAAUAAUUAAGUAUAAUCGUAAUGCAGCAGUAGACAGAUGGCUGUGUGACGAUUGAGGAAAGGGACAUGUUAUCGUUAACGACUUCUUUUCUCUUAUUUUUAAUUUUCCUUUUUUUCUUUUUAUGAUGUAUUAUAUACAAAAAGUAUCCGCGUAUUAUAAUGUUUCUAUCGAGUUCGGUUCUCUCGUCGUUAUCGCUUUUCUUUUUUUUUUUUUUCGUUAAUACGCUCGGCAAUCUCUCCCUUCCUUCGAUUUUACCGAUACAUUUUCUGAAUGUACGAUUUGAAUUUUAACUUGUAAGAUCUUUGAUCUUUCGCUGUCAGAAACCACGAUUCGUCUGGCAAAAUUCGUGAUACUUUUUUAAAAGAAAAAUGAGAAAAAGACAAGACAAGUUUCUCUUGUUUAUACGAGGUUUCUGUAGUAAAACAGCGAAGAACAAAGGGUUCGGAGAACAUGUGCGCUUCGAUAGUGACUUCUGCGGGUAUUAAAAUAAAAAAAAAAAAUAAAAUAAAAUAAAA